This is a messenger RNA of Enterobius vermicularis (human pinworm), 1716 nucleotides long. NCBI's taxonomy places the organism in Eukaryota, Metazoa, Nematoda, Chromadorea, Rhabditida, Oxyuridae. The record is from the annotation of a GenBank genome assembly.
AUGUUCCUAAGAGCUGUUGUGAUACCGGAAGAUGGUAGUCAUGCUAAAAAUCAAGCAACAAUUUCGGCUCGUCGUGCUCAACAGUUAGAUUUUCAUUUGUAUGCCGAAAAGAACGCUCUAGUUGAGCGAAAAAAACGAAGAGUAAUGACUACUGAUGUUAGCAGUUCUCCGUUAUCCAUGAUCAAAAGCCGAGUAAAAAAGUCAAAAACUAGCUAUUCAGAAACAGCUGGAUCUAAUCGUUGUCUAAGUAAUCCAAGUCGAGCUCGUCUUGGUCUAUCACAUUUGUCAAUACCGUUGGCUUGGAACAGUGAUGAACAUUUCAACGCCAGAGGAGAUGGACGAAUGUAUUCAAUGUUUGUUGUACUGCAAACAAAAACAGAGAUUAUUGACAGUCGAAUAUUGACGGCUAUAGAUCGUACUUGUACAGAUGUUAAUUUUCCAGAUUCUUUCAUUUUUGAAAAUCAGCCAGUAGAUUUUGAAAUCGAAUUGUCCUUAUAUUCAGCAAAAACUAGUGGUGGAGAUGGGAGUCAGUCGCUGAAGCAGAAACUAGCUCGUUCACUUAGUCGAAAACUUGGCGCAUCAUAUAAAUCAAACUUAAACAACGAAGAACUUUGUUUCGAAUCACCAUUGGUUUGCGCAGAUACCGUUGGAGGUUCCAGUUUUCGCCUGUUAGGGAGAACGUAUCUGCGGAUAAAUGAUGCACAACCAAAAACAGGCAUAUACGAUCUGCAAGUUUCUCCAAAUGCUGAAAGUUUUGGCCCUCCAUUAUACGGGCAUAUAUGCUGCAGAUUUGUCGCUCAACCAAACUCUAAUGUAAUGCCGAUAUCUGAUGGCAUCUUAACUAUUCGGCCCGUUAAUGACAAUCGAAUCUAUCGCAAUGUACGGUGUAAGCUGCAGGCCGGUGUACUACGAUGUUCAAUUGUAAGCGGUAAUUCUGAACAAGUUUUGUUACGCAUUUCGUUGUCGAAGGAUUCGAAAAUACAGCUAAUGAACAAACAGAAAAGCUUAAUACUUCAACCCGACAGUAAUCAGAAUGAUCAAGAUUAUUUGAUUACAGCAGAAAGUGAAGAAUCUAUUGCUUUAUGGGAGCAUGCUUUUGAGCUUCAAAUUGCUGACUGUAAAUUUUGGCGUGAAUUUGCUGUAAUGUCAGUAAAAUUGACCAGUGAAGCCAGAAAGCUUGAUUUACCGACUGCAGGAAGAACUAGUGGCAGAAGACUGUAUGAUGAAAUUCAAAUUAGUGAUUUAAUUAACGGAGGCGAUUUAUAUAUUGAAGGUGCCUUACCAAAUCAUACAGUUGGAGCGCUUACGGGCACAUAUAACUGCAGUCCACAUCGUAAUUUGCCAGAACCUUCAACAAUCGUUUCAUUUUCUACGCCAUCUAAGAUAAAUCAAACUGCACCAUCCGGUCGGAGAAGGAACCGAACACCCCUGCAGAAUCUUUUCAAGGAUAUGAUUCCAGUGACUGAACCACAUUACGUAACAAACUCGCUGGUCAGAGAUUCUCAAGAGUCGCCGACAAAAAGUGAAAGUUUUAAAGAAAAUGACUCGAAAAGUUGCCAAGAACCACAAUCGGAGAAACCCCGCAGACGUGGUUUUCAGCAUAGUGAUUCAACAAUUUCGCAGGAAAGUGGACGUUUUAAAGGCUUGAAAAAAAGUUGGCAAAGGUCAUUUGGAGCUUUACUGAACAGAAAACAAUGCGAAAUAUCGCAUUUUUAG